Messenger RNA from Gadus chalcogrammus (walleye pollock), 1263 nucleotides. RefSeq names its product protein delta homolog 1. The record is from RefSeq and is a predicted model, not a curated record. The transcript has 5 exons. Lineage: Eukaryota; Metazoa; Chordata; Actinopteri; Gadiformes; Gadidae. Gene Ontology annotation, molecular function: calcium ion binding. Gene Ontology annotation, biological process: establishment or maintenance of epithelial cell apical/basal polarity; heterophilic cell-cell adhesion. The coding region runs from base 55 to 1263 and encodes 402 amino acids. Gene Ontology annotation, cellular component: plasma membrane; protein-containing complex.
CUCACCUACAUUUUGCAGGAGAAGACCAACAGAAGAGCUCUUCUUAAAAUUGCCAUGCACCUAACAAGGAUUAGUUUACUUCUGCUCUUAACCGGAAUCACCAAAGGUUGGGAUUGCGGCGCGGGGUGCAACACUGAGAACGGGUUGUGUGUGAAACCAGGAGAGUGCAGGUGCAAGCCAGGCUGGUCCGGGAGGACAUGCGACCAGUGCAUCCCGUUCCCUGGCUGUCUGCACGGUGCAUGUGAGAAGGCAUGGCAGUGUGUCUGUGAAGAGGGCUGGGGGGGCAGCCACUGUGAACAAAAUAUACGUCCCUGCUCUUCGGCGCCUUGCUCUUCCAACGCCACCUGCGUGGAGACGGGAGUGGGGGUCUACGUCUGCAUGUGCCCCAGUGGGUACGGGGGGGACCGCUGUCACCUGAGGCAAGGGCCUUGUCUAACCAACGGCUCUCCUUGCCAGAACAGAGGCACGUGUGUGGACAGCGCGGGGGGGGUGGCCUCAGCGUCCUGCCUGUGCCCGGCAGGCUUCACCGGGGCCUUCUGCGAGAUCAGUGGGGAGAGCUGUGCCCCCAACCCCUGCCUCAACGACGGUAACUGCACCGACCACGGCCCGGGCUUCGCCUGCGCCUGCCCCCCGGGCUUCUCCGGGUUCACCUGUGACCACACCGCCGGGCAGCCGCCCCCCUCCCCCUCCCCCUCCCCCUCCCCCUCCCCCUCCCCGUGCAUGGCGGGUCCGUGUGCCAACGGCGGCACCUGCGUGGACCUGUCGGACACCGCCUUCCACUGCGCCUGUCCGCGGGGCUUCACCGGCGUGCGGUGCUCACCGCAGCGGCGCCGGCACAAGGCUGCCGGAGCCCCGCCCGGUCACAGGGUUCUGUCGCUGACCCCCGGGCACUACCUGCUGCCGGCGCACGGCUUCCACAAGCUGCUCCACCCGCCAGAGCCGGACCGGCCGAAGGAGAGGGUCUCCGGCGCCUCGUCCUCUGGGGGCGGGGGUGUGGUCAGCAGGCACGGCCAGCUCCUCUGCUUCGGUAUGCUGGCCCUGCUCACCAGCCUGGUCAUCCUGGGCACCACCGCCAUCGUGUUCUUCGGCCGCUGCGAGGCGUGGCUGGCCAACGCCAGGUACAGCCAGCUGGUGCGCCAGCACCGGGAGCACCAGCUGAGGGGGUCCCGCAGUGCUCAGGACGAGCCCGGUCCGUCGGUCAACGUCAUCCUGCCCGAGAAGAUCAGGCUGGCCAGCUUCGGGAGGCAUUACACCUCGAUCUGA